CUAAACCACACCUAACUUCAAGUUUUAGCAGAGUCCUGCCAAGUCUACUCAACUUUUUAUAUGUCAGUUUAGCUCUUGACGUUUAUUGUGAAAUAGGAAGAAAAAAAAACAACGUAAAAUUUUUAAAAUGUUCAACAUUACCCGAGCUCUAAACCAAUCAAGUGUACUUCGUAAUGCUGGUGCACUUGCUGCUGCCCGCAACAUUACCAUGAAAAUUGUUCCUCCAGUUGCCCAGCCAGUGGAGUCUUUCGAUGAGAAGAAUUCCCGUCUCCAACGUGCUCUGUCACCUCAUUUGACCAUCUAUAGACCACAAUUAACAAGCAUGCUUUCCAUUUCCCACCGUAUGACUGGUCUAGCUUUAGCUGGUUACUCUACAGUUUUAGGUUUAGGUGCCCUCGUCUCACCAGUUGAUUUUUCCCACUACGUCACCAUGAUUGAGGGACUUCAACUGAGUGCGGGAUCUCUAAUUGCCAUUAAAUUCAUUUUGGCAUAUCCCAUGGGCUAUCAUACAGCCAACGGAGUCCGCCAUCUCAUCUGGGAUACUGGCAAAUGCUUGAAAAUCAAUGAAGUCUAUUCGACUGGUUAUGCAAUGGUUGGAUCAUCCAUUGUUUUAACAGCAAUUCUGGCUUUACUUUAAACAAAACAAGCAAAACAAGUAUAUUUGUAAAUAUAUUUUCAAUUUUAAAAUUAAUUUCGACGAAGAUCUAAAAUGUGGAUUCUAUAAAACAAUAAUACGCGAAUCGAAAAAAAAAGUU
Messenger RNA from Episyrphus balteatus (marmalade hoverfly), 755 nucleotides. It is a transcript of the gene SdhC, whose product is annotated as succinate dehydrogenase cytochrome b560 subunit, mitochondrial. Gene Ontology annotation, molecular function: electron transfer activity; succinate dehydrogenase activity. Bases 128 to 637 code for a protein of 169 amino acids. NCBI's taxonomy places the organism in Eukaryota, Metazoa, Arthropoda, Insecta, Diptera, Syrphidae. Gene Ontology annotation, biological process: tricarboxylic acid cycle; mitochondrial electron transport, succinate to ubiquinone. The transcript is spliced from 2 exons. Gene Ontology annotation, cellular component: membrane. The record is from RefSeq and is a predicted model, not a curated record.